Messenger RNA from Lycium ferocissimum, 1134 nucleotides. RefSeq lists its product as uncharacterized. Lineage: Eukaryota; Viridiplantae; Streptophyta; Magnoliopsida; Solanales; Solanaceae. The record is from RefSeq and is a predicted model, not a curated record. Gene Ontology annotation, biological process: DNA integration. The transcript has 7 exons. Bases 1 to 1134 code for a protein of 377 amino acids. Gene Ontology annotation, molecular function: nucleic acid binding.
AUGGAUGAUACUUCCAAAGCUCUAAGGGCAAUAAAUUCCCAUGGUUCUGAAACUGUAGAAUUCGCAGCAUAUCAAUUGACAGAUGCUGCUCAUGCUUGGUUCGAAUUGUGGGAGAUUAAGCGAGAUACCAAUGCUCCAGCUCCUACUUGGGUUGAACGCGAGGAUCCAUUUAUGGAGAGGUUUCUAUCUCAUAAGGAGCGGUUUGCUCUGGCUACUAAGUUCAAGAGGAUCGAGCAGGGCACCAUAUCUGUUUGUGAGUAUAGUUUGAAGUUUACUCGUUUGGCAAGGUACGCUAUGUACAUGAUUCCGACUGAGAAGUAUAAGUUGAGCAGGAGAAUUGGAAGGGUGAAGAGAGUGUUACGUCUGGUAGGCAAUGUCCAGGAAACAACAAUCAGAACAUUUAUUCGCAAGUUGAAAGUGAAAGAGCGAGAUAUUCCAAAAAUAACUUUUCUUACUCGCUAUGAGCAUUUUGAAUUUUUGGUGAUGUCCUUUGGUCUAACUGAUGCACCUGUUGCGUUUAUGGACAUGAUGAAUCGUGUAUUCAAGCUUUUCUUUGAUCAUUUCAUUAUUGUGUUUGUUGAUGAUAACCUAGUGUAUUCGAAGAGUCGUGAGAAGCAUGCAGUGUCUAGCGAGGGUAUCAAAGCUGAUCCUCAGAAAAUUUUCGCAGUUAAGGAGGCGGUUCAAGAGCUUAAGAACGACAAAGUGAUUGCCUAUGCGUCGCGACAGUUGAAGAAGCAUGAGAAGAAUUAUCCGACUCAUAAUUUGGAAUUGGCUUGGGUGACGCCCGAACACCAAAGGCCUGGUGGUUUGGCUCAGAAUAUUGAGAUUCCUCAAUGGAAGUGGGAGAUGAUCAAUAUGGACUUUGUUGUGGGCUUACCCCGCACAAAGUCUAGGUUUGACUCUAUUUGGGUGAUUGUGGAUAGACUCACAAAGUCUGCAUAUUUUUUUCCGGUAAAGACGAUAUAUACUGCAGUGAGUUAUGCAAAGCUAUAUUUGAAGGAGAUUGUCAGAUUACAUGGGAUUCCAACGUCUAUCAUAUCUGAUAGAGUUACUCAGUUCACUGCUCAUUUCUGGAAAUCGUUCCAUGAAGGUAUGGGAACUUGUGUAAAAUUUGAGCACUGUGUUCCAUCUUGA